Teleopsis dalmanni is the source of this 1480-nucleotide messenger RNA. Its product is annotated as alanyl-tRNA editing protein Aarsd1-B-like. The transcript is spliced from 4 exons. The record is from RefSeq and is a predicted model, not a curated record. Gene Ontology annotation, biological process: tRNA aminoacylation; regulation of translational fidelity. Gene Ontology annotation, molecular function: Ser-tRNA(Ala) deacylase activity; aminoacyl-tRNA ligase activity; ATP binding. Lineage: Eukaryota; Metazoa; Arthropoda; Insecta; Diptera; Diopsidae. Bases 160 to 1428 code for a protein of 422 amino acids.
AAGUUUGACAGUUGAAGUAAAAAGCUUGGCAGCACUGGCAGCACAGAUGUAUUUGAAUAUUUUUAUUUUGUUUUUAAAAUAAAUAAAGUUUUGCGUCAAAUUCUUUACAAAUUGUUUGCCAAGAUUUGCAUAAUUAACCAAUAAUUAAAAUAAACGAAAAUGGUUUUUAAAUGCCAAGAAGAUAGCUUUCUCAAAGAGUUCGACACAACGGUACUUUCUUGUGAAAAAGCUACUUUGGAUUUGCCAUUGAGUAAUGAUGCAAAUGUCAAGCGUCUAGAAGGUUACAAUGUAGUCUGUGAAGACACUAUACUUUUCCCCGAAGGCGGUGGACAACCAUGUGAUUACGGCACAAUCAAUGGUCAACCUGUUCGAAAUGUUGUGCGCAAAGGUAGCGAGGCUAUACAUUUUGUUGAAAUGAAAAAUCCAUUUGAGGAGGGCACUGCAGUAACACAAAUCGUAGAUUGGAAUCGUCGUUUAGAUCAUAUGCAGCAGCAUUCUGGACAACACUUAAUCACCGCCUUAUUUGAAAGUGAAUUUAAAUAUGACACAACAUCUUGGUGGCUGGGCAGCGAUACAUCAUAUAUAGAAUUAUCAACCAGACAUUUAGUAAGUCAAGAAUCAUUGGAUAUAAUUGAACGCAAAGCAAAUGAAUUAAUACGUGAAGGUCGAAAUGUAACUGUCUUAUUAGUUGAUCCUGACGAUCCUGUCAAAUUUACAGAUACUCGUGCACCACGUGGUUUACCCAGGAACCAUGUUGGACUAGCACGUUUAGUGCGUAUUGAAGGUGUCGAGAGUAAUAUGUGUUGUGGAACGCAUGUAACAAAUCUUUCACAAUUGCAAGGUGUUAAAUUACUUUAUGCGGAAACAGUUAAAGGAUUGGUCUAUGUACAUUUUGCAGUUGGAGAGCGUGUAAUGCGUAAAUUGGGAGAAUGUGUACGACGUGAGCGACAAAUGAAUUUAGCACUAAAAGGUGGACCAGCUCAACAUUUAGAUUUGGUAGAGAAACUGCAAAAAAACAUUCAAUCUACAACAAAAUCUUUACAAAAAAUACUUAAAGAUUUAGCUAUAUCAGAAGCUGAAAAACUGGAAACAUUAAAGCCGCGUCCACAAUUUUACUGUUUACAUCGUAGAGAUGGUAUUGAACCAGAUUUUAUUAAUACAUUUUUAAACAACGCACCCAAAGAUAUUUUCUAUUUUCUUAUUGUAUCUGAAAAUGUGCCAUGUGGCGGUAAAGGUCAUAUGGUAUUACGAGGUGAUCCUGCUGUUAUACAAAAGUUUGGCGCAAUGUUUUUAAGUAUACUUGAAGGAAAAGGAUAUGGCAAACAUAAUCAUUUUCAGGGAAAAGUAAAUGUUAGUAAAGUUCCUGAAUGUGUAGCUUUACUGGAGGAACACUUCAAUUCUAUAAAAUCUAUUGCUGAAGCUUCAUAAUAUUUUUAAAUUACAUUUAUUAAACAAUAAAAUGUUUAUAAUAAAUUGUUAU